This is a messenger RNA of Gopherus evgoodei (Goodes thornscrub tortoise), 3337 nucleotides long. RefSeq names its product protein phosphatase 2 regulatory subunit Bgamma (gene PPP2R2C). NCBI's taxonomy places the organism in Eukaryota, Metazoa, Chordata, Testudines, Testudinidae. Gene Ontology annotation, biological process: peptidyl-serine dephosphorylation. Gene Ontology annotation, molecular function: protein binding; protein phosphatase regulator activity. Gene Ontology annotation, cellular component: protein phosphatase type 2A complex; cytosol. The record is from RefSeq and is a predicted model, not a curated record. The transcript has 9 exons. Bases 450 to 1793 code for a protein of 447 amino acids.
AAUCACAGAGCUUCACCGGGCAGCCUUUGCUGCAGUACGCUGAUUACCACUUUCUUAGCAUCCAGCAAGAUUCCACAGCAGCAAGCACUUGGAGCAGACUCUGCAAGGGAGCUUGUUUAAGGAGUACGUGACUAAAGAAUUGGGUUAUUCUUUAACUGCAGGAGAAGUACCUGUAGUUUCUCCACACAGAUCACCUCCUGGGUUUUUUGCAUUCUUAAUUUAUUGGAGCUUUUGUCCCCCUUUCUUUUUUUGCAAAUAUUCUUAUUACUUAUUUAUUAUUCACCCCCCAAAUCUGUGCUGCAUCACUAGCUCUCAUUAUGCUGUGCUCAGUAGCCCAGUCUGUUCUCCGCCUCUGCUAGGCAGUGGCAGCAUGGAUGGUGCUCUUGUGACGACCUCUGCUGAUUCUAUCAGUCCACUGCGGAUAGGCAUGCUGAGUAAUCCUGCUGUAAAUGGGCGAGGACACGGACACACGAAAAAUUAACCACAGCUUUCUUCGAGACCACAACUAUGUGACUGAAGCUGAUAUUAUUUCUACAGUUGAGUUCAAUCACACUGGAGAACUACUGGCUACUGGGGAUAAGGGAGGUCGGGUAGUUAUAUUCCAAAGGGAACCUGAGAGUAAAAAUGAGCCUUACAAUCAGGGGGAGUACAAUGUUUACAGCACGUUCCAGAGCCAUGAGCCUGAAUUUGAUUAUUUGAAGAGUUUGGAGAUAGAGGAAAAAAUAAACAAGAUCAAGUGGCUACCACAGCAGAAUGCAGCCCACUCCCUUCUGUCAACAAAUGAUAAAACUAUCAAAUUGUGGAAAGUUACUGAACGAGAUAAGAGACCAGAAGGAUACAACUUAAAAGAUGAAGAAGGGAAACUUAAAGAUCUGUCUACCGUAACAUCACUACAGGUUCCUGUAUUGAAACCUAUGGAUUUGAUGGUAGAAGUCACCCCCAGGAGAAUCUUUGCUAAUGGUCACACCUAUCAUGUCAACUCAAUUUCUGUCAACAGCGACUGUGAGACAUACAUGUCAGCUGAUGAUCUCAGGAUUAACCUCUGGCACUUAGCAAUCACAGACCGGAGUUUCAACAUUGUAGAUAUAAAGCCAGCCAACAUGGAAGACCUGACGGAAGUGAUUACUGCAUCCGAGUUUCAUCCCCACCAUUGCAAUCUCUUUGUCUACAGCAGCAGCAAAGGAUCCUUGAGACUCUGUGACAUGAGGGCAUCAGCCCUCUGUGACAAACAUUCCAAACUUUUUGAAGAACCGGAAGACCCCAGUAACAGAUCGUUUUUUUCAGAAAUUAUCUCUUCAGUGUCGGAUGUUAAAUUCAGUCACAGUGGCCGAUAUAUGCUAACAAGGGAUUACCUCACUGUCAAAGUUUGGGAUCUGAACAUGGAAACGAAGCCUAUAGAAACAUAUCAGGUCCAUGAUUACCUUAGGAGCAAGCUGUGUUCCCUUUAUGAAAAUGACUGCAUCUUUGACAAGUUUGAAUGUGCAUGGAAUGGAUCAGACAGUGUUAUUAUGACAGGUGCAUAUAACAACUUCUUUCGAAUGUUUGACCGAAACACCAAGCGGGAUGUUACCUUGGAGGCAUCCCGGGAGAGCAGUAAGCCACGAGCCAUUCUAAAGCCCCGCCGAGUCUGCGUAGGGGGCAAGCGAAGGAAAGAUGACAUCAGUGUCGACAGUUUGGACUUUACAAAGAAGAUCUUGCACACAGCCUGGCACCCAACUGAGAACAUAAUUGCUAUAGCAGCGACAAACAAUCUGUACAUAUUUCAGGAUAAAGUGAACUCAGAAAUGCACUAGAUUGAUCAAUACCUUUCUGUAUUUAUAAACCAGCCUUUUGAGAGUUGUAGAAGGACAUGAUCUUCACAAAAGUGUGGUCAUUGUGGUGGAAUUUCUAGAUUCCCUCCCUCCACCCUCAGUCUGUAUCAUUGUUGGUGGCAACCAACUGUUUUAAAUCACUGCAACUGUAUUGUCUAAGUAAAAAGGCACUACUGUGAAUUCAGUACUGUGGUCUAUGUCUAUUUUUUAAACAAUUGAGUAUUCAUUUCAGGAUUGAUCCUGUGAGGUGCUGAGUACCCUAAACUCUAGUUGACUCUUGAAGGGACAAUGCUUCACAGGACCAGCAUCCUGCUGUGCUGCAUUCUUCCACAGUCUGCAGUGUUUAUCACAUUAUUAGAGCUUUUCACACUGGUCCCUUGAUUUUUUUCAGGAAUGCCUUCCAGACUUUCAAAGUCAAAUAGACUUAUUUAUGAGUGUAGGAAUAGCUGUGUCCCCCAUACAUUGCUACGCAUAGAAGGAAGGCCCUAGACAGUUAGUAAUAUGGAAGCAAAAUAAAUUAUUCUGCUUAUUAACAAGUGACAAGUUGUCCCUAUUUCCCUUAUCACAUUCCCCGUCCCUAGCACUGAGCCCUCAUUAUGGAAUUCCACAAACACUUUUACAAUUUUUUACUUCUGCUACAAAUCUUGACUUUGUAUUUCAGCUUUCUGAGUCAAAAAAUGAAGAGUGCUGUCGAUAAUCUCAGCUACCUUAGUUUAAAAAGGCAGCUUGUUCUGCAAGUACAUUUCCAAUCAUACUGCAGAAUAUGACAAUACUAAUUUCAGUGGGUGCCAUUUGAAAACUCAGGAUUUGCCACUCCAUGGUGACUAUUCAACACAUAUGUAUAUGCAUUAACAAGUGUAUCUUUAUAUGUGCUAUUACAAUGUUGAGUAACAAAGCACUGAGUUAAGCCCUUUUGAAAAUCCCACACGUGAUGUUUACUGCAUCACACUUAUUACUUUAAACUUGGUAUUUGCAGAAUCCCAAGGAAAUACAGGUUUAACUACUAUGAAUGGUAACUCAAGAGUUUAGCAUGGCUCAGUGAAUUUUAAAAUGACUAUAAAAUUACAAGAUGACUCCUGGGUGAAACAGAAAACUAAAAUUCUACUUAAAUUGGUUUAUACAGUUCUUGCUUCAAGUGAAAUUCAAUGUAAAUGGAAGAUAUUUCCAUUAAGAAGUGUAUAGAAAUGGUGCACCAUUUUGGAAAUGCUUUUUAAUCUAGGAAAUCUUUCUGCAUGACUUAUAAAAUCUGCCAAAAAAUUAUUACCCCAAAUGAUUUCUUCUCAACUCAUGAGUAAAGGAGUGUAACUGAUGCAGAUACCUUGGCUGAUCUGCUCUUGUUAAAAAAUCCCUCACUUGGAAAAGGUUCUUUAACAACCUUACCCCAUUCUUCACUGACUUUUUGGAAAAUGGAGAAUGAACUAAUAACUGAACCCGCAUGCUUUUAUAUUAUGAUUUUUGGGGGAAAAUCUACCACCAAGGUUUACAAAAAAAAAAAGAUGACAAAUUUUUAUAUGAAGUCUUGACAU